UUUAAUGACGUCGUUGCAAUGCAUUCUGGGGCUGUACUACUUGAUGUGUUUGAUCCUAAUUUCGCAAAACUGUGGUUGGUUUGUUGUUGGUCAAGAAUGAAAGUUGUAUUUACCGCACGUAGUUAUCAGAUCACAACUUGAAUUUUCAUGGGAAGUGUUGUCCUUGUGGUCCUGCGACGAGGCAAAAAUCAAAAAUGCUGGCGAUGCAAUAAAAUACUUGUGCUUCAUCUAUUGAAGUGCUGCUGACGAGGGAGCGGCAUAUACUCUUCGAAUUGAUAGGUUAGCUGCUACCAGCAUGCCGCCUCGCACGAGUCCUCCGGCGUACGUGCAAACCGCACUGCCAGUUCUGUUGGAUCUGCAAAACAGAAACACAAGGGACCAAAUUCAAAGUGGAGUUUCUCGGCCGAGCCAUAAAACGGCGGCGCAAGAAUCAAAAGAGGAAUGCGCCAGGAUCAUGCAGGUUUCGGGACACGAGUUCCUUGACAAACGACAGCUGUGCCAGCCAGGUCACGCGCCUUCCAUUUAUUUUGUGAUUGCCAUGUCUCCAACUCCGAAUCUGAUGCAAGUGAGUGCUGCUGCUCCCAUUAGUUUCCUAGUUUGCCUUUUCAUCUCAAAUAUCAUGGUAACAUGUUUUCACAGUCAGUACAUGCUGUUUCUUAGGUUCGUUUCAUUGAUAGGGUUAUACCAGUCAUGGGUUCCUCGCGAACUGAAUGGUGAAUGAUUGAACAAGCAGUCGAUAUUUUAUCACUACAACAUCAGGUACAGCACCAUUAUCGCGCGAAGAAGAUGUUCCCCUCUUUUGGGAAUGGGUGCGAGAAUUUCACGGCGAAUAUAACGAAGAUUGGUUCUAUCACCCAGAAGAAGAUGACGAAAUACGGCCGUGGCCCCUCGUUCUCGUUGCUUCUGCUCUUGUACAUGGACGAAGUGACUGACGCAAAAACAAGAUAUUCGAAAUUUCUUUUUGCUGCAAAGAACAAAAAAGAAUAUAGAGAUGCAUGGUCAUGCCGUCUUUUUCUAGUGCCCAGCUACUUUUUUUUAUGCCCAUCGUAGAAGUUCUUCGUAUUACGAUAAAACCAGCAUGAUUCGACUUCAUCUUCUGGGACAUUGUAUGUGAAAGUGGUAUUGAUAUUCUGUAGUCUGCAACACUGGCUUCUGGAUUUUGGCAACACUGGCGAAGACGGAAAUAAUAUUUGCAGAUCGAGGUUUGGCCAUGAGUCGUGUUUUUCCCCCGACAUGUGCACACGGAACAUGCCUAGGCUGAAGCAAGAAUUCUUACCCAUGUGGCGACAGGUCAUUCGAGAAAGAAUGGACCCUGCGAAAGCAAGUGGAUCCACUGCGUCACCCGGCGCCCCAACUUCGUCCGACGGAACGGCAGCGGUGGAUCUACUGUCUGGAGAUCUUCUGGAAACGGCCGCAGGCAGUUCGGCUUCCGUUGCGAGAGGUAGAGGCGUCAUUGUUCGAAGUUGUUCCGUUCUUGUGAAGGGUGGUCGUGGAGCUGUUGCGAUGCCGAUGUAGAAGGAUCGGUGUUGUCGUGCAUGCCGAGAGUAUCAUGUUGACAUCAGAAGAAGUGACUCUGACUCCGACUCGCACGCUAUAUUAUAGAAAUUGAAAUAGAACCUGCACACGAGCGCAGCAUUCUCUUUGCAAUUGUCCACAUGCACGUGGCACAUCACUCGUGAUGAUACUUGAUCCAACUACUGCCUCGCUUCCACAUCGUCCGCGAGGGCGAUAAAUGCAUCCGAUGAAGAGAGUGGUCCUCGCACGAUUUCUAUUACCAUCACAGGAGGGUCGUCGUCAUCCACCCGGUUGCGGACUGAUCCUGCGUCUGCUUCUAGCGGCAAUACUUUGGAUGACCUUCUGGGUGGAGUCACCUCCGAUCAUGCGCAGCCACCACAACUAUUGGCGCCGACAGAUGGGCGGUUUCUCAACCAGAGCAGCCCAGCAGAGCACGAUUUGUUGAGUCUCGUUCCCGAGCCAAGCGCACCAGCAGCCGCAUUGCCGUCCUCUACUUCUGCAGCAUCGGCUCCCAGCAGCGACCUUCUCGAAUUGCAGUUCCCUACGAACAGCAGCACGGGUGUCAAGGCAGCAACAGGCAGCGACGACCUUGACCUCUUGAGUGUUGCGUUCGCAGGCGGCCUGAAUUUGUCAUCUUCCGCUACGCCAGCUGUUGGAUCUGGAGGAAUGACGACAACGUCGCACACGAGUCACCAAAUCCAAGACCAACCGCUGGCUUUAUUUUCCGCCGCUUCUAAUGGAGCGCCUGUAGUUCAAGAAAAACUGCCGGUAACUGCUGCAGGGACGGUGGCGAUGCCAUUGCUGCCAGCAUCCUCUCCUCCACCCGUAACGGCGCAGGCCAAGUUGAAAAGUGAUCCCUUGCUGACUGAAUUUGGCGAUCUUUCCGAUCUGCUGUCCGGUGUCUCGCUUAGUAAUGCAAAUAACAAUCUCGAAGCGGGAUCCGCUGCAGCGAAGAAGACGAGCUCACCGGGGGGCUCAUCGCGCGCGUCGCCAAUUGAUUCUGGAACCAAUGCGAUGCAGCUGCAAGGAAACCUGGCUACUAGCGCGAUGAAGUCGCCCGCGUCUAGCAAAGCGGAUCCAUUUGAUGGCCUCUUUUGA
This is a messenger RNA of Amoebophrya sp. A120, 2613 nucleotides long. Lineage: Eukaryota; Dinophyceae; Syndiniales; Amoebophryaceae. The record is from the annotation of a GenBank genome assembly.